Cebus imitator (Panamanian white-faced capuchin) is the source of this 3562-nucleotide messenger RNA. It is a transcript of the gene PROM2, whose product is annotated as prominin 2. Gene Ontology annotation, cellular component: cilium; cell surface; microvillus. Lineage: Eukaryota; Metazoa; Chordata; Mammalia; Primates; Cebidae. The transcript is spliced from 24 exons. Gene Ontology annotation, molecular function: cholesterol binding. The record is from RefSeq and is a predicted model, not a curated record. The coding region runs from base 134 to 2644 and encodes 836 amino acids.
GCUCAGGAACCCAAACCUGUCGGGCAGGUUUUGAGAGCUGUGGAGAGAGGGACAGAGGCUGGAGAAGGAUGCACGAUCUGCCCUGGGCUUGCCUGUUCCCUCCUGAGCCUGAGCGCCUUACCUUCCCGACCCCAUGAGGCACGCACAGGCUCUGCUGGCUCCCCUGCUGGGCCUGGGCCUGGGCCUGGGCCUGGCCCUGAGUCAGCUGGCGGCGGGGGCCCCAGACUGCAAGUCCAUCGGCCCGGCAGAGCACCUGGCAUUCAGCCCAGCAGCCAGGGCCCGGUGGCUGGCUCCUCGAGUUCGUGCACCAGGGCCCCUGGACUCCCUCUAUGGGACCGUGCGCCGCUUCCUCUCCGUGGUGCAGCUCAAUCCUUUCCCUUCAGAGUUGGUAAAGGCCCUGCUGAAUGAGUUGGCCUCUGUGAAGGUGAAUGAGGUGGUGCAGUAUGAGGCAGGCUACAUGGUGUGCGCCGUGAUCGCGGGCCUCUACCUGCUGCUGGUGCCCACCACCGGGCUCUGCUUCUGCUGUUGUCGCUGCCACCGGCGCUGCGGGGGCCGAGUGAAGACAGAACACAAGGCACUGGCCUGUGAACGCACAGCGCUCAUGGCCUUCCUGCUGCUGACCACCCUCAUGCUGCUGAUUGGCGUGGUCUGUGCCUUCGUCACCAACCAGCGCACGCACGAACAGACGGGCCCCAGCAUCGAGGCUGUGCCUGAGACCCUGCUCAGCCUCCGGGGCCUGGUCUCCGAUGUCCCCCAAGAGCUGCAGGCCGUGGCACAGCAGUUCUCCCUGCCCCAGGAGCGAGUCUCGGAGGAGCUGGAUGGUGUCGGCGUGAGCAUUGGGAGCACGAUCCACACUCAGCUCAAGAGCACCAUGUACCCCUUGCUGGCAGCCGUGGGCAGCUUGGGCCAGGCCCUGCAGGUCUCCAUGCACCACCUGCAAGCCUUGAAUGCCACAGUGGUGGAGCUGCAGGCCGGGCAGCAGGACCUGGAGCCAGCCGUCCGGGAACACCGGGACCGCCUCGUCGAGCUGCUGCAGGAGGCUGGGUGCCAGGGAGACUGUGCAGGGGCCCUGAGCCGGGCCCGCACCCUGGAGCUGGCUGCUGACUUCAGCCAGGUACCCUCUGUGGACCAUGUCCUGCACCGGCUAAAGGGUGUCCCCGAGGCCAACUUCUCUAGCAUGGUCCAGGAGGAGAAUAGCACCUUCAAUGCCCUUCCAGCCCUGGCUGCCAUGCAGACGGCCAGCGUGGUACAAGAGCUGAAGAAGGCAGUGGCCCAGCAGCCAGAAGGGCUGAGGAUGCUGGCUGAAGGGUUCCCAGGCUCGGAAGCAGCUUCCCACUGGGCCCAGGCUCUGCAGGAGGUGGAAGAGAGCAGCCACCCCUACCUGCAGGAGGUGCAGAGAUACGAGACCUACAGGUGGAUCUUGGGCUGUGUGCUGUGCUCCGUGGUCCUGCUCGUGGUACUCUGCAACCUGCUAGGGCUCAACUUGGGCAUCUGGGGCCUGUCUGCCAGGGAGGACGCCAGCCACUCAGAAGCCAAGGGUGAAGCUGGAGCCCGCUGCCUCAUGGCAGGCGUGGGCCUCAGCUUCCUCUUCGCUGCCCCCCUCAUCCUCCUGGUGUUUGCCACCUUCCUGGUGGGUGGCAACAUGCAGACUCUGGUGUGCCGGAGCUGGGAGAGCGGUGAGCUCUUUGAGUUUGCAGACACCCCAGGGAACCUGCCCCCGUCCAUGAACCUGUCACACCUUCUCGGCCUGAGGAAGAACAUCAGCAUCCACCAAGCCUAUCGGCAGUGCAAGGAAGGGGCGGCGCUCUGGACAGUCCUGCAGCUCAACGACUCCUACAACCUGGAGGAGCACCUGGAUAUCAGCCAGUAUACCAACAAGCUACAGCAGGAGUUGCAGAGCCUGAAAAUAGACACACAGAGCCUGGACCUGCUGAGCUCAGCCGCCCGCCGGGACCUGGAGGCCCUGCAGAGCAGUGGGCUCCAGCACAUCCACUACCCUGACUUCCUUGUUCAGAUCCAGAGGCCCGUGGUGAAGACCAGCACUGAGCAGCUGGCCCAGGAGCUGGAAGGACUGGCCCAGGCCCAGGGCAAUUCUUUGCUGGGGCAGCGGCUGCAGCAGGAGGCCCAUGGACUCAGAAACCUCCACCAGGAGAAGGUUGUCCCCCAGCAGAGCCUUGUGGCAAAGCUCAACCUCAGCGUCAGAGCCCUGGAGUCCUCUGCUCCGAAUCUCCAGCUGGAGACCUCAGAUGUCCUAGCCAAUGUCACUUACCUGAAAGGAGAGCUGCCUGCCUGGGCCGCCAGGAUCCUGAGGAAUGUGAGUGAAUGUUUCCUGGCCCGGGAGAUGGACUACUUCUCCCAGUAUGUAGCCUGGGUGAGAGAGGAGGUGACUCAGCGCAUCGCCACCUGCCAGCCACUCUCUGGAGCCCUGGACAACAGCCGUGUGAUCCUAUGUGACAUGAUGGCUGACCCCUGGAAUGCAUUCUGGUUUUGCCUGGCAUGGUGCACCUUCUUCCUGAUCCCCAGCAUCAUCUUUGCUGUCAAGACCUCCAAAUACUUCCGUCCCAUCCGGAAACGCCUCAGCUCCACCAGCUCUGAGGAGACUCAGCUUUUCCACAUCCCCCGGGUCACCUCUCUGAAGCUGUAGGGCCCCGUGGAAUCACAUGGGACAUCUGUGGAGCUGCAGAGCUAGCAGUCCUUCCAGGUGUCUACCCCUCACCCUCCUGCUGCAGAACAUCCUCACAGGAAGAGCCUGUUCUCUACCUGCUGGAGCCUGGUCCCCAGGGCGGGACAGAUGCCUGGUCCAACCUCGCUCCCCUUCCCAUGUGUCCUCCCCCUGCCAAGCCUCCCUCUGCCCUUCUCAAGCUCUUUGCAACCCCCAUUCUGAUCUGGCCUCCCCCCAGCCCCCACUUCCCUCUUAUGCCCCUCCCAGCUUUUUACUUCCUUCCUUCAGGGAGGUCCUUUUCUCCCUUUGUCCCUUCUUCCCCUUAUCCCCACUGCUACCUUGCUGGCCCUAGGGACCAUCCUGCCCAACCAAACUACUCAGGUAAUGCCACUCAACAGGCAGGGGUCACCAUGGCUGAGAUCUGGGCUAGCUGCAGGCCCUGCCCCAUGGCCCCUGAGUCCUCCACUGCCCCAAGGCCUUGGGCCCUCUGCAGCUCCCAGUCCGAAUUUAUUAGUGCCCAGUGAGGCGAGGGAGGCUUGUCUGAAGGCUGAGCCUCCCUGACUGCACUCAGGUUAGAAAUGGGGGUGCUGGCACUUAGCUCCUCUCUGAGCACUGGCUCCCAAGAAAGGGAUCUUGGACCUGGGCCACUCUGGGGGCUCACCCUUAUCUCUUCAGAAGGCUGCAUCUUCCACAGCCCCCACCAAGCUUUCUCAGGAGGCAUCUCGUGGCCAGAACAGGAUUUUGCAGUACCCCUUCUAUCCUGCGCAUGUGGCCUGGGGCCAUCCCCAGCCUAUCUCUGUGUCAGCCCUGAGUGCUGGAUGCUGCAUUCCAGAAAUGAGGAAGAGGAGAGAGAAGAGAUAGACAGACCUCAGAUCCAUUAAAGUGUUCUUACUUCCCUGA